AUGGCAAUUGCUCCUCACGACUUUGUCAUUGAAGUUAACGAUUAUGAUAGUGAUGCAGUGUAUCCAGUGACUGUGGCUACAACUACAAAAGAAAUAUUUGCUGAGCCUAAGCCUUGCCUUAGUUUUAAAAAAACUGACACACCAGUAGAUAUAACCAUAGAAUAUCCAGAACAGAAAAAUGUUGUCGAGGUGCAAAAGAUAUCAAAAGAUCCAACUACGACAAAAGACACAGAAAUGAAAAAAACCAACAAUGAAACUGCUAAUACAAGGGGCAUUACAAAAACAAAAGACAGGAAAAAGGGCUUGCAAAAUAGAAGAGAAGAUAUACAGCAAACAAUCAUAAAAAGCAAUACAGAUUUAAAAAAAAAGACAACUAGAAAUGAUGGAAGAGGAACAUAUAUACAACAUUAA
Parnassius apollo (apollo) is the source of this 411-nucleotide messenger RNA. NCBI's taxonomy places the organism in Eukaryota, Metazoa, Arthropoda, Insecta, Lepidoptera, Papilionidae. The record is from the annotation of a GenBank genome assembly.